AUGAUACUUACUGUAGCAUAUUUGCAGGUCCAGAGUCCAGUGCUAGUAGUGGAGCUGAACCUGGACAGAAUAGAAGGCACACAGCUCCGCGCGCUGGGCCUGCUCGCCGUGUACGGGUUCAACGUGACGUACGAGGUGCGGGCGGCCGCGCAGGCGCCGGGGCCCACCUCCUGCAGCGCCAUCGAGUGCCGCCUGCUGGGACACUGCUAUGCUAGACAGGAUUAUAAGGAGUUUUACUGUUCGUGUUUCGAUGGUUACUCCGGCGCGGACUGCGGAGUGGGUCCGCUGUGUCCCACGACCUCCAACAUGUGUAAAAAUGGCGGCACUUGCAGACAGAUGGGUCCGGCCGCCGUCAGCUGUAUCUGCGCACCCGGAUACACGGGGGACGUGUGCGAGGCUCAGGUAGCGCCGCCUGAAUGCGGUAUAGCAGAAUGUGCAGAAGUUUGUAAAGACGGAACAGCUUGUGAUUGUAAUCCUAAGGACACAGACGCGUUAUCAGCGCGAUUCGAAACAAGACUGCAAGUAGUGGGUCUACCAAAUGAAAACAUAUCGGAUGAAAUUGCGAAACAGCUAACACAAUUUUUGAAGGCAUCAAAUAUUACUUUAGAAGAUGAUGUACAAGUGUUGAAUACAAGUUUGACAACCACAGAAGGUGUAAGGGAUGCUUGGGUGCGAGUGUGGAGUUCUAGGCGCGAGGCACCAGCAUUACGGGCAGCACUGGCACGUCUCGCUUCUGCACGUACUCGUCUCCUACCUACCUCCACGCAUUUUGACAUGCAUCCAGCGCUAAGUUUGCACAAACUGGUUGUGAACCAACGGCCAGAAGUGUGGGAGGGGUCAGAGUUCAUACUAACUUGUAUGGCAUAUGGAUCUCCAAGCAUGGCCUUUACGUGGUACAAAGACAGCGUCAAAAUAAAUUUCAACGGUACCACAAGGGACAUUUGGACACGAACAGUGUCAGAAGACGCACUCGGUCGUCGAAUGUCAGUACUAGGUGUAACAGAGGCGGAGAGAUUAGAUAGUGGGAAGUGGUCCUGUGCUGCAGACGAUGCUGGCAGGAGACGCUGCAGAGCGUUGAGACUGACAGUGCUGAGACCUCCUGAGAUACGCUUGGUGCCGUCCACCUUAACUGUUAAUAGAGUCUGGUCGUGCGACACAGUACACAAUAGCAUCGCAACAGAUACAGCUUUCCGUCAGUGGCGCAGGAGUUUACAAUACUCUCCUUCAUACUGUGACCUUGCUGUUUACACACUCGAAGAACUACAGCGCCAUCGUUUUGCUACCCCAGGUCCUCAGCUAGCGUGCGGGAGUCGGUCGCGGUCCUCGCCGCGCGUGUGGAGCACUCACACAUGUGAGCUACGUGUACAAGAGCAGACUUACGAGUACAUCGCCUGCCGCUGUCGAGGCCUUGCGACCAUAGCGUUAUUUACCGUCGACAGUUUGGGUCUCACGGAUGCUGAGAGCGACUCGCGAGCUAUUGUGAAGAUCACAGUUAGCCUGGGCAGUGCGAUGUGUCUCGUGGCUGCACUGUUACAACUCCUUAGCCUCGUAGUGGGAAGUAAAACGAGACUGCCAGUACUACUCAGAGCUGCUACUGCCGCUACACAUUCUGCAGCUAUGUUAACGCUUCUUGAAUGUGAUACGAAGCAGGUCACCCAAAAGCUGCCGCCCGACAGACGCGAGUACGUGCGGGAACGUGCGCGAGUGGUGCGCCAUACAUUAGUGCUACUCUUCACUACUACAGCGACACAGAUUGCAGGGGUAGCUUAUGCGCAGCCUGUGGAGAAGACUAUACCUAAAGUUGUAGCGCUUUCUGUCGCUGCAUUAGCCAAUGGUCUAGCAAUGUUGAUAUGCUACGUGAUCUGUGACGAGGAGUGUUUACGAGCAGCUCGGCGGUUAUUCACGCUCUCCUCAAACAAUGAAUGGCACGAUUCCCCUGAAGGAGACGCAUCUCUUAGUUUGUACAUAAGACAAGGGCGUGAGAUGGAGUGUCGCGGCGCGGUGGGCUCGCUGGAGUGCUCCUCGUCGCACGUGUCGCCCGCCAACACGUACUGGCGCGCCACGCCGCUGCAGAGCCCCUUGCACCGUUGUGUGAUCAGGCGCGGGUCGAGCGGCGCGUGUGUGGCGGACAUAGUGCGCUGCGUGGAGUACAAGCAGGCAUUACUACCACCGCGCAAUGUCCACACACGGACACUCUGCGACCUCAUACCUAUUGGCGGUGCAGAGCCUCGUGUGUCCCGGGUAUGUGUAGAACUAGGAGUGCUACCUGAAGCGUCACAAACUACCGUCACGGACGCCAGUACUUUCCAGCCGCCUAGCGAUACAAGCGACAUAUUAAAGGCCAACUGCACGCUGUGUGCAAAGUCCACUCCAGACGUGUCAGCAACGAGCACAGCUCCGCGUCCAAUCAAGAGUUGUCUAAAGAAGCGUUCGCCUCAGCUGUCGUGGAGCACAUCGUUACCGUCCAUAAACCAUGAGAGCGACGAGAGCAAUAUCCACCUACAGCUAGUGGAUACACAGUCCCAAACCCCGAGCACGCACACCACAUUCACACAGACAGACAAAGUGCUGCACAAGAUAUCCCACGACCUGGACUUCCUGCUCAACAGGACGCCCAGUCGCGUCGCGGACAACUGUCCGCAGCAGAUAGAGGAAGCACCCACUUAGUGCACGGAGAUGUAAGGCGUAGUUCUAAGUUGUAAGUAAACUGAUGACUGAUGGAGGCAGGGAGCAACAUUACAUUAAUUGUGUACAUACUCUACUGUAAAUAUAGUAUUCAUUGAAAUUCUGUGAUUGUAUUAUAAUAGGAAAAAAUUAUAAAUUAUUUAGUAGAAUGGAAAUGUAGAGGGUGUAUAAGCUGAUUGUAAGUGUUUUUAUCACAACCAUA
This is a messenger RNA of Spodoptera exigua (beet armyworm), 2887 nucleotides long. The record is from the annotation of a GenBank genome assembly. NCBI's taxonomy places the organism in Eukaryota, Metazoa, Arthropoda, Insecta, Lepidoptera, Noctuidae.